CGUGUUAGCUGUUUUAAGACUUUACAUCCAUGAGAUGCUCUUAUAUUUAAGUAAAUUUAGGCUCGAUACGAAGUGAGUGAUUUUUACUGACAACCUUUUCAGGAUACUAGAUAGCGGAGCUCGAGCUUCCUCUUUUGCAAAAAUUAUAUUCUGAUAAGCACUUCGAGGCCAUAACAAUUAUUGCAUAAUAUUUGUACGAUUUCGGAUCUUCACACAAGCCAUAUAAACACUCAACCUCACUGAUUUUUGUUAGCUCCUCUGCCCUAUCGCUUUGAGUGAAUUCAUUUCUGAUUCAUAACAAAAAAAUAGCGAUGGCUGAAACACCUGUCUUGAUCGACAAGAGAUGACAAAGAUCACUUCGAAUUAUGACAAGUAAAUAUAUAAGUAUAUUAGACACCCUAAAAACAAUCAAAGAAAAACACAUCUCAUAUAUGCCCAAUCAAUCUCGUAUAUGUAAAGCAAUUCAUUGGCUUAUUAUUUAAAUGUACUCGACUUUGCAUAUAAAUAGUAUAAGCCUCGUAAGCUUGAUAACAAAGACAUCGCGUCUCAAGCCAGAUGUCGAGGUUCCUUGCCCAAGUCAGGGUAUCGGGGUGGAGUUUGUUUUCACGAGGUUCCUCGCCCAAAUCCGGGUAUCGGGAUGGAGUUUGUUUUCACGAGGUUCCUCGCCCAAGCAGGGUAUCGGGGUGGAGUUUAUUUUCACGAGGUUCCUCGCCCAAGUCAGGGUAUCGGGGUGGAGUUUAUUUUCAAUGCAGUGGCCCUGCUGAUGGUGGCCCUGCGGCAUCAACAAAUUACUUCGAUUUAUAUGAGCUAGUGAGACACAGGGUGCCUUGUGUACCGAUCUAAAAAUAGUUACGGAGAAAAUAUCACCUUAUAUAUAAAAGAAGUAUUUGCAUAGUUAUCCAAACAUUUGGUCUAUUCUUUUCUACUUGGUUGUUGUCAUGCAUUUCAAUAUCUAAGCGUUUUCAAGGGGGCGGUCCAAUUGAUGUCCUUAUUAUCUUAUUAGCUCUAAAGUACAUUUAAUCAAGAAUUUUUAAGACCAGCGGAUAAAGUUGAACAAACCAAACACUGAGUUCAAAGCAAAAUCUCUGGUUCGUAGGUUCCAAAGUGUGUUUUCACCGAUACGUUUGACUGCUCAAUGUAACCCACAGCGAGGCAAAGACCGGCUAAUGAGCAAGACGAGAACAAAAGACGGAUUACUAAUAGAUAAAUCAAGGCUCAUGAUGGACGCGUACAUGGGUGCUUACAUAAAGGAUCUAGUGAAAGGCUUGUAGAGAGGUCAAUGAUGCGUACGAACCCGUUUACAAGCAUCGUGUCCUCGUUUGGGAGGACAAUGUACUAGCUCGUAAUGUAGGUUUGAACAAAGUUCCAGUUAUUGUUGGCAAGUGAGGGUUUACCAGGUCUCGCGCUUUUCUACUGUGUGUUUCAUUUACUGCCUUUGAACGAAAGACCGACGUAAGCCCGAUCAUGGUCAUCAUGGACUUCUUUAAGAGAUGCGAUUCCGAAUGCACUGCAAACAGUAAUGACGACCUUACGACGGUGAAAAAUAUCAGCAACACAGCCAACUUAAAAUCGUAUCUUCGUAACGCAUCAACCAAUCAUAUUCCAGAUCCAUAUCAGUGCACUUUACAAAUACGAACUAAAAAAGGCGAAGGUGGAUUUUUAAAGAACUUGUAUAGACCACUCCUAGAAGGAAUUGACCCAACCUUCCAGUUUAUUUGUAUCGAGGAGAGUGAAGACGUAGAAUAUCCACUGACAGUCUGGGGCGACAAUCUCCCGAGCUCCUCUGACAACUUCGUGUGUACAAGCCUCAGUGUUGUACUUUUCCUUAGGGAGACAUUCGGGCGUCUGUCGGCUCUAUCUAUGCAGAAGAAUCUGGGCGCCGAGCCAUGGCGAUUCCAUCAUCGUAUUGAGCUUCCGCUGGAUGUUAGACCCCGAGUGACGGCUCGACAAGAUUUCUAUCAGGCGUUCCCCGAACUUCCACUCUGGGCGAUCUCCCCAGUGCAUUAUGGGAAUGAGCACUUGCGUUUUCACAUCGUUGUUAAGAACUUCAAUCAAAUGAAAUAUUUCUACGAACUGUUAACUGGUGUCACGCCUCGCGGAAAUUCACCGGGUUUUUGUUAUUUCCCAAUUUACACUCAAAAAGGGCUUGACAUUCAAAUAUCUUUAAAGUGUCUACCACAGGUAUCCCCUAGACCCUCCAGUGGAUAUAAGCUCCAGUUCAAAGUUGAGAACGUCGGUAGCUUAGCGCCUUACUGUGGGGGACCUUUGUUACCCUACGGACGAAACUCGUGGAUGACGAAUGAUCCCGAUGGGAAUUACGUCAUAUUAGAAGAUGUUGGAACACGUGAUUUACAUUUCGGAAUCUGCGAGAACCAGGACACGUCAGAUUACGAGACUGCAUCCGAGAGCUUUGGGAGCUCAGGUCAGGACUCGCUUAGUGAGGCACUCGGGGGGCACUCGGGAAGCACUCGGAUACCUUGAUGACUCUGACUGCAGGUUUAGUGGUUCGAGUUUGAAAGCAGACUUAGUAUAACCACACGUAUCCUAUCACGGGAUCAUGGAGUAGCUUAAACAGCUUGGAGUAGCUAUUUCUUGAGGAAUCAGGGUCAGUAAGGUAUAUCCAAACUCUCAGUCUGUUUUAAAACAAGAAAAUAUGUUUAUUGGAAGUUACACCAGAAAAUAUCUUUUUUGGAAGUAACUCAGCAAACUCAGGUUUGCGCGUACAGUAUCUGUCAGUUUCCAUCUCUCUUUCGCCCUGAGCCUGGAAUAAAGAUGGAAUAAAUGUG
Messenger RNA from Nematostella vectensis (starlet sea anemone), 2786 nucleotides. RefSeq names its product protein FAM124A. The transcript has 2 exons. Lineage: Eukaryota; Metazoa; Cnidaria; Anthozoa; Actiniaria; Edwardsiidae. The coding region runs from base 1465 to 2481 and encodes 338 amino acids. The record is from RefSeq and is a predicted model, not a curated record.